CUGUUGCUAUGUGCUCAGCUCGGAUUCCAGGUGAUAAUAAGGAAGGAAGAAGGGGAGGAAGGCAUGGGAGGAAUGCCUGAGUGGAGAGAGCAAGAGAGAGGGAGGCAGGAAGAGAGGCUGGGAGGAAGGAAAGCAGAAGGCGGGGGACCCAGCGAGGAGGCACGUGUCAGUUAGACGUCCCUGCCUGGCCCCUGUGUGUCUCGCCUCCAUCACAGUUGUGUCACCUAGCUCUUUUCCACUCCUCGGGAAAAGGGAAAUUCAAAUGUACGAAAGUAGGCGCGGAGCCGAGCCUGGAAUCGGAACUGGGGAGGAAGCCGAGAACUUAGGGGCGCUCGGUCCUUCCUUAAGCUGUUCCCACGCCCUUGGGGACCCCAAGGCCCUGCUUCCCAAGACAGCCCCCUUCUCAUCAGCCCCCGGCUGGCUCACACCUGACGUUUACCUGGAUGGCGAAGGGAGGUGGGGCCGGGAAGGAGCGAAAGGCGGCUGUAGGGGAGCCCGCGUGGGAGCCGACCACCGGCGCACGGCAGGCACCCUGCUGGCGUCCCCCUCCCUUUGAGCGCGGGGCUCGCAGCCUCUUAGACCUGCCCACGUCCCUCCGCCCGGGCCCCCUGUCACUCACGCUCCUUUCAGCCAAUGACGCGGCCGCCUGUCACCCUGACCCCGCCCUGGAGGCAGCGCGGGGAGGGCCUUGGCGGGGAGGGCGCGGGGCCGGAGUUGAAUGAUUGAACUUUCCAGCUGAGUUGCGGCGGCCGCGAGGUCCCCGGCAGAGCGGCCCCGGCGCGGAGCUGGGAGCUUCGGCCAGCGCCCGGCGCCCGCGCCCCCGACCCGCAGCCAUGGUGCCCGGGGCGUCCGGCGCGGCCCUGACCCUCUGCCUCUGGCUGGCGGCCUCCGGGGGCUGCCUGGCGGCCGGCCCCGGCGCGGGGGCGGCCCGGCGGCUGGACGAGUCGCUUUCCGCCGGGAGCGUCCAGCGCGCCCGCUGCGCCUCCAGGUGCCUCAGCCUGCAGAUCACGCGCAUCUCCGCCUUCUUCCAGCAUUUCCAGAACAAUGGUUCCCUGGUCUGGUGCCAGAAUCACAAGCAGUGUUCUAAGUGCCUGGAGCCCUGCAAGGCGUCCUGGGACCUGCGGAAUCAGCAGUGCCAGAGCUUCUGUGAGCCUCUGUUCCCCAAGAAGAACUACGAAUGCCUGACCAGCUGUGAGUUCCUCAAGUACAUCCUGUCGGUGAAGCAGGGGGACUGUCCAGCUCCUGAGAAAGCCAGCGGGUUUGCGGCCGCCUGCGUGGAAAGCUGCGAGGUGGACAACGAGUGCUCUGGGGUUAAGAAAUGCUGCUCCAAUGGAUGCGGACACACCUGCCAGGUGCCCAAGACUCUGUACAAAGGCGUCCCCCUGAAGCCCAGGAAGGAGCUACGAUUCACAGAGCUGCAGUCUGGACAGCUGGAGGUCAAGUGGUCCUCGAAAUUCAAUAUUUCCAUCGAGCCGGUGAUCUACGUGGUACAGAGGAGAUGGAAUUACGGAAUCCACCCUAGUGAAGACGACGCCACGCCCUGGCAGACCAUAGCCCAGACCACGGAUGAGCGGGUCCAGCUGACCGACAUACGACCCAGCAGGUGGUACCAGUUCCGCGUGGCGGCCGUCAACGUGCACGGGACCCGAGGCUUCACCGCCCCCAGCAAACACUUCCGCUCUUCCAAAGAUCCAGCCGCACCACCGGCCCCAGCCAACCUCCGGCUCGCAAACUCCACCGUAAACAGCGAUGGGAGCGUGAGUGUGACGAUGGUUUGGGACCUGCCCGAGGAACCAGAUCCCGUGCAUCACUACAAGGUGUUCUGGAGCUGGACGGUCAGCAGCAAGUCACUCGUGCCGACGAAGAAGAAGAGGAGGAAGACCACGGAGGGGUCUCAGAACUCCGUGACGCUGGAGCGGCUGCUGCCCAACUGCGAGUACACGGUGGAGCUGCAGGCCAUCGCGUACUGGGGCCAGACGCGCCUCAAGAGCGCCAAGGUGUCCCUCCAGUUCACGUCCACACACGCCGCCCACAACAAGCAACAACUUGGGAAAACAAGGAAAAGGGUGACGCCAAUCCAGCCUCCCUUUCAGAGACGACGGCCCACGAGCCUCCUGGAAAUGGGAGCUCCUCUCCAAGACAACCAACUGCAAGCGAAGGUCUACUGGAAAAAGACGGAAGAUCCUGGUGUCAGUCGGUACCACGUGCAGUGGUCUCCGGAAGUCUGUGCCCACAACGAAUCCGCCAGCCUGGAGGCAUCCUCGGCCCUGACCCAGGAAAAUUACAUGAUUCUUCAAGAUCUGUCAUUUGCCUGCAAAUAUAAGGUGACCGUGCAGCCCACACGGCCAAAGGGCCGCUUGAAGGCAGAAACCGUUUUCUUCACUACGCCGCCUUGCUCCGCCCUGAAGGGCAAAAGCCACAAGCACGUCAGCUGCCCUGGAGAAGCAGGUCACAUUCACUCCAGAGUACAAGCCAAGCCCGAGAACCUCUCCGCCUCCUUCGUGGUCCAGGACGUCAGCAUCACAGGACACUUCUCGUGGAAGAUGGCCAAGGCCACCCUCUACCAGCUGACCGGCUUCCAGGUGACCUGGGCGGAGGUCACCACCGAGAGCAGGCAGAACAGCCUUCCCAACAGCAUCAUCUCGCAGUCCCAGAUCCUGCCCGCGGAUCACUACGUGCUCACGGUGCCCAGUCUGCGGCCGGCCACCCUCUACCGCCUGGAGGUGCAGGUGCUGACGGCGGCGGGGGAGGGGCCCGCCACCAUCAGGACCUUCCGGACCCCUGAUCUCCCGCCCUCGGCUGCGGCUGCGCACAGACCCCACCUUAAACAUCAGCAUGCGCAUCAUUACAAGCCGCCUCCCGAAAGAUACUGACCUCUUCCCGAAAUGCCUGACAGCUGAUCGACUGACCGCGUGAGCUCUUGGGCCCUCCCGGACUGGCCGCGCCUGCUCCCGGAGGCAGCAGGUGUCCCUGUUAAGCCUCUGGCCCUCAUCUACCUGCACUGCACGCAAUGCUUCCACCCAGGUGGGAUGUGGCCAGAAAGCAGUGGCAGGCAGUGAGCCCCUGAGGUGCAUAGCAGUUUCCUUUGAGAAUGGAGGAGGCCAAGGGUGGGCCUGGGUCCUGGCAAUGUCUGUUUCCCCCUUUGGUGUGGCUAAUUGCAACGGAAUGACUGUAGAUCCCAGGUGUCCCUGAAUUUGGACCAGCAAAUGCUCAAAAGAAACCCGCGUAAUAAAUACCUAAUUUCUACAUGUAAGAAGCAUACUGAACAUACACAUAUUAGGCAUAAAGUUUAUCAAUAAACAUUUAAAAUUAUGGAUUGGAUUUGCAAAAUCCACUAAGAUGAUACAGUUUUUCAGGCCCUGUUUAUUCACAUAUUUAAGACAGUUGCUAUCAGGUGUGAUCAUUGUAACAGAGCAUUUGUAACCUGAAAUAUACCAUGAAUUGACACAUGAAAUGCUCCUCUGCAAGUGCUUAAGCUUCGUUCUCCACAAAGGCAAGGAAGACCGCCUGCCUGCGAACAGUGACUUAGGCAAGAUACCCAGAACAGCAGGGAGUCGUGAUGUACGCUGCUCUCCGGACGUUGCCUGGGCGAAAUGAAAAUUCUUCUCUGGGGCAUACGCGUCCAUAUUUCAUUCUAUGAGACUGAUUGUCCUGUGACAUUGUCUUAUUUCUAUUUUCCUUUUUCUUCCUUCCCGUGGAAAACAGCUGCUGGUGUGUUCUGUUUUGCUGCUCACAGGUCCCUAAAACGUAACAAAACCUCUGGCUUGAGAGGCGAGCAUCCCAGCAAUUUGAGUAUUUCCAAAUCUUUAUUGAGCUUGGCCUGUUCUUAAUCCAGGCAUGCUCUUUGUACGGCCGAAUCUUCUCCGCAAUGUGCAGAGGGAGGAGGGCCUCUGGUUGGGAGAGGUGGACAGCUAUUGAUGAACGCUUCUUUACUCAUUCAGAUCUCUGGCAUCUGGUUUGAAGACUCCCAGACUCCACCCUACCCACGUGUAUCACAAAGUCAAGUCAGAUCACGCUGUCAGUAUAUGGUACUGCAGGCUGCGUUGGGGCGGCUUGCAACCCAGAAAUAUUUGGUUUAAUAGAGUUUUCUUCUUGAGGGCAUACCCAUGUGUAUGUUUUGAAACAGGUCUGUAUGUAUGUGGGUCUGCAUACUGAUGCGUGUCUGUGGGUACGUACAUAGAAAUACAGACGCACACACAGACUCACAUACAAACGUGCCUAUACGUUGAGUACGGACCAUGGAAGAUGUUUUCCUAGCUCACCAAUGGCGGAUAAAGGUACGGUUCUUCUCACGGGCCUCACGAUAAUCGGUUUUCCUCCUCAGUAUUGAUUCUACGAGAAAAGAGCCACUGAUCAGCAUCAAACAUGGUAAAGGAAGGGCUUCCUUGUGCAUCCACACAAGCCAAACGAAGACAUUUUCAGUAACGCCUUGCCAGGGUUUUCAUGGUGGGUCUUGGAACUCGGUGUUGUGUUCCGUCUUCUAAAUGCCCGCAGUGGCCCUGAUGCGCCUGCUGAACAGCAGCCAGGACUUGCUCUCUGCCAGGCCUCACACUCGCUCGAAAAGCAGAGGGCACAUAGCACAGAAAGUAAUGCGGUGGCCGCAUCGAUGCCUCUGCUUAGGGAACCCCGUCUGUAAGCACAGACCCUCAGCGGCGAGCCAAGGCUUUCCUGGGCAUGAAGAUACAUUACACGUUGUUAAGGCUGGCGGGUUUGCCGCUCUGGACAGGAGGUCUCAGCAUGGACGUCCAGGGCCUCUGACCAUUUUUUUGCAGCUCCUAAAGUGGCCUGCGAUGGACUUACCACCGUGUGUCCUGAAAUCACCUGGCUCCUAGAAUCUUGGAUUUUGACAGGAGAGAACAGGAGCAGCCUUCACUUAAAAAACACCGCUGCGCUUGAGCAAACACAGAGGCCUUCUCUGAAACGACGAUUUAUC
Messenger RNA from Sus scrofa (pig), 4933 nucleotides. The record is from RefSeq and is a predicted model, not a curated record. NCBI's taxonomy places the organism in Eukaryota, Metazoa, Chordata, Mammalia, Artiodactyla, Suidae.